CUUUGGAUUGGAACCGUACUUGGGCAAUAAAAGAUUACGUCAAACGACUUCGCAAGAACACAAGAACGGAAAAAAACGUGGAUUGUUAAACAGCCAUAGAGUUAGGAAGAAGCCAGUGAAUCACCGGAACAGCUUGACUUGUUUACAUCCGGCUAGAAAGACCGAGCAGAAACUAAACUUCCUCCAGCUAACGUUUCCGAGUUUUUCACCACGAAAAUGUCUAAACUGGAUGUGUUUAGGGACUUUCUCGCUGAGCGGUUGAGAACUGCAGUUAUGGAGAUAAUUGCAGCCGCUGAAAAAUCGUUUGCCGAGUUCGAACAGGAGAUUUAUCGUUCAGAGGAGGAGACCACGCGACUGCAACGCUUGUUGGACAUUGUUACUCAACCUGAGAUCAAGCUUCACCGAACAGAUGUGCAGCAGCUCUCUCUCCCUAAACCCCAGCAGAUUAAAGAGGAACAGGAGCUGUGGAUCAGUCAGGAGGAAGAGCAGCUCCAAGGACUGCAGUCUGAAACUACAGACUCAGUGUUCACUUCUACCAGUGUGAAACAUGACUGUGAUCAGGAAGGCUUUUCUGAAUGUUCACAUCUUGACCAAACUGUUAAAGUGGAGAACAAAGAAGGAGACCCUCUACCCAGCAACACAACUGAGGAGCAGAUCAAAGCAGAGCUUGAUGGACAAGACUGUGCAGCACCAGAACCAGGCAGUGACUCUCAGCCCCUCUCUGUUGUAGCUCCAGACUGUCCUAUAGCUCAGAGUUUGGAGGAGGAGGAACAUGGAGGAGUGCUGCUUCUUCUGAACAGAUCACAAGCCAGUGAGGCUCUGCCAAGGGAAAAUAAGCCACAGAGACGUCACACAGGAAAAACAAUACAUCAGUGUCAAGAAUGUAGCAAAACUUUUAGUAGAAAAGCUGCUUUGGUUUUUCAUAUGAGGACACACACAGGAGAGAAACCUUAUCAAUGUCAGGAAUGUAGCAACUUGUUUACUCAUAGCAGUAGUCUAGUUGCACACAUGAGGAGACACACAGGAGAGAAACCAUAUCAUUGUCAACAAUGUAACAAACAAUUUGCUGUGAAGUCCAUUCUUGUUCAGCACACAAGGACACACACUGGAGAGAAACCUUAUCAAUGUCAGAAAUGUAGCAAACUAUUUACUCAACGCAGUAGUCUAGCUGCACACGUGAGGAGACACACAGGAGAGAAACCAUAUCAGUGUCAACAAUGUAAUAAACAGUUUGCAGUGAAGAGUCCCCUGGUUGAACACAUGAAGACACACAGGAGAGAAACCGUAGCAAUGUCAGGAAUGUAGCAAAACCUUUUCUAAAAGUAGUUCACUGCAUUUACACAGGAGGACACACAUGAGAGAAACUGUAUCAGUGUCAACAAUGUAACAAAGACCGUAUUCACAAAACAUUUUAUCUUACCACUAAGAGUUCUCUUAAAUAGCAGUUAAAACUAAUUGGUAAGAGUUUCUCUUCACAAAGCAGUUGAGACCAACUUUGAUUGGCAAUAAGGAGCCAUCUUGAGCUAAAACAAAGGGUGAGGUUGAUCUUGUUGCGAUGGAUAAAGUCAACAAGCUUACUAACAGUGAUCGGCUAAUAGGGGAAUAGAUUUCAGUCAAUUAUUUCAUAAUAGAAAUAUUGUAUAACAAGGUAUUAUUUUGUGAUAUGUAAUGUUUUCGAAAAUUAAAUAUUCCAGAAC
Molecule: messenger RNA, 1697 nt
Organism: Hypomesus transpacificus
Lineage: Eukaryota; Metazoa; Chordata; Actinopteri; Osmeriformes; Osmeridae
Product: zinc finger and SCAN domain-containing protein 31-like
Exons: 2
Coding region: 217-1305 (362 amino acids)
Biological process (GO): regulation of transcription by RNA polymerase II; central nervous system development
Cellular component (GO): nucleus
Molecular function (GO): DNA-binding transcription factor activity, RNA polymerase II-specific; RNA polymerase II cis-regulatory region sequence-specific DNA binding
Source: RefSeq, a predicted model, not a curated record